GUUGGCUCUGCUCAGCAUCCCUGGGAAUGGUGGCAUGCCGGGCUCCUGACCUGGCAGAUGGGCCCCUGGGGCGUCACUGGGGCGCUGUCAGUGCCAGUGCCCUGCUACCACCCCUUCUCGUGGGCCAUUUUCAUCUUCGGCUCUCUUACCCAGCUGUGGCUUCCCAUGGUCCCCCACUGCUCAUGCCCAUCCUCAGAGAGUGGAAUAGGGACUAGUUGAAGGUUCCAGGGAUCAUCCUUUUAUUUUUGUCCCCCCAACCCCCACACCAGGCUCAUGUGACAAGCUAAGACCAAGCUGUCCAAGGCUCUCUUGUCAUAUUUCACCAGUCCUGAGUCCUGUGACCUCCCAGUGGCCCAACUCUACUCUUCGUGACAUUCUGAAGUAGAGUCCUAGCUCCUCUCCCUCCCAUCCCCCCCAACCCCCGAAGGACUGUGUCUCUCGGAGCUCCAGCAGGCCUUGCCUCCUGACCUAACAACUGCUGGGGAUGCCUAAGGAAGAGUUUCCCUGUGUCCUCCAGCCUAGGAGCUCAGGAUGUAGGGGAGGAAAAUGUCAAGUAGAGCCCUGGAAAAGAUAUGACUUUGUCUCUUGUGUCUAAAUGAGGACUAUGAGCCUGGUUUUUACACACACGCGCGCGCGCGCACGUCCUUGGGACUGCAGCAUGUGGUGUGCCUGACACACCCUCGAAACCCCGUUGCAUGUCCUGGCUAUCCCAGCUCUCCCUUCCUCCUGAUAACUGAAAUCACUAACCUCAGACACUCAGGUCUUGUCCUUCACACUUGAUAUGUGCGUGCAUUGGAUCACCAGUCCUGCUCUUUCUGCCUCCGUGACCCUGACAGUGAGUGCCUCCUUCAAGUUUGCAUCCCAGGUGCCUUACUCGCCUCACCAUUGUCCUGGCCUUGCCAUAGCCCCAGCUCCAUUUGUCCUGUCAGCCACCAGACUAGUGUGUCUAUAAAGCUCUGUCGUUGCUGGAGCCGGUGCUGGGCCCCUCCCCCUCUUCCCUGGGAAGUGCCGUUUCCUCCUUUUAGGACCAGCGUUCCAGCUCGUGCUCCAAGCUUGGCUCUGAGAGGUUCCUGCAGACAAGGCCAGAAAGCACUCUCAGUGCAGUACUGGCUCAUAUGGGGCCAGACACAGCUGAACUGAGCCAUGGAGCUCCAAGAAGGGAUUCUGCAAAUCAGGGCUCUUCGGGCUUCCUGGAAUCCAGAAGAGGAAGUCGUCGUGUAUAUAAAGCCAGGCACGCCAGCUCCUGAUACAGACAUCAUGACCAUGAGACAGAACUGGACAGCAGACCCCAACCCUUUGUGGGUCCUGCUCCUGUGUGCCCACAUCGUCUUCCAUUUGGCCAGAGCCACACCUGUACCUCAGGCCACCACAGCUGCCACUGCCUCGGCUGGGAUUGCAGAGGACACCACCUCCCAGCCGCCACCGCUCCCAACAGUUAAGCAGUGCCCAGCGUUGGAGGUGACCUGGCCAGAAGUGCAAGUCCCAAUAAAUGGAACGCUGACCUUGUCCUGUACCGCCUGCAGCCGCUUUCCCCACUUCAGCAUCCUCUACUGGCUGGGCAAUGGUUCCUUCAUCGAGCACCUCCCAGGCCGGCUGCAGGAGAGCAGCACCAGGCGGGAGCGCAGGGGCGCCAGCACCCAGCUGUGGAGGGACUUGAUGCUGGCGGAGCUGAGUCCCACCCUGCGCAGCACCAACUUCUCCUGUGUGUUCGCCGAUCCUGAGUACACCAUCCUGCGUCACGUUGUCCUGGCCCAGCUUUCGGUGAGAAACCCGAGGCUGGGCUGAGGACAGUUGAUUCCCCUACGCAAGAAACCCUCCAGAGGGUCCCCUCUGCCUCGCCAUCCUGACGGGGUUGAAUUCUGAAGCCUGGUAGAAUCGCCACCUCUUCAUUUCGGUCUUGGCGCUCUCAGCGAAGGCCACAUUCUGCGUCCCACUUAAUGUUACAUUUGUACAGGCAUACCUCGUUUUAUUAUACUUCAGGAUACUUUUUUUCUUUUUUUUUUUUUUUUUUACAAAUUGAAGGAUUGUGGCAACCCUGCGUCGUUAGUCUAUCAGUGCCAUUUUCCCAACAGCAUUUGCUCACUUCGUGUCUCUUUGUCACAUUUUGGUGAUUCUUGCAAUAUUUCAAACUUUCCUCAUAUUGUAUUUGUUACGAUGGUCAGUGAUCUUUGAUGUUACUAUUGUAAUUGUUUUGGGGCGCCAUGAACUGUGCCCAUGUAAGAUGGCGAACUUAAUCGAUAAACGUGUGUUCUGACUGCGCCACGGACCGGCCGUUCCCCAUUUCUCUCUCUCUUCGAGCCUCCCUAUUCGACAAUAUUGAAAUUAGGCCAGUUAGUAACCCUACAGUGGCCUCUAAGUGUUCAAGUGAAAGGAAGAGUCGUACGUCUCUCACUUUAAAUCAAAAGCUAGAAAUGAUUCUUAGUGAGGAAGGCGUGUCCAAAGCCGAGGGAGGCCGCAAGCUUAGGCCUCUAGCGCAAAACAGACGAGUUGUGAAUGCAAAGGAAAAGCUCCUGAAGGAAAUUAAAAGUGUACUCCAGUGAACACAAAUGACAAGAAAACGAAACAGCAUUAUUGCUGAUAUGGAAGAAGUUUUAGGGGUCUGGAUAAAAGAUGAAACCGCCACAACAUUCCCUUAAGCCAAAGCUUGAUCCAGAGCAAAGCCGUAACCUCUCUUCAAGUCUGUGAAGGCCGAGAGGUGGGGAAGCUGCAGAAGUAAAGUGUGAAGCUAGCAGAGGUUCUUGAGGUUUAAGGAAAGAAAGAAGCUGUCUCCAAAACAUAAAAGGUGCAAGGUGAAGCAGAAAUGUGCUGAUGUACAAGCUGCAGCAAGUUAUCCAGAAGAUCCAGCUAAGAUAAUGAAGAUGGCUACACUAAACAGAUUUUCAA
Molecule: messenger RNA, 2883 nt
Organism: Hipposideros armiger (great roundleaf bat)
Lineage: Eukaryota; Metazoa; Chordata; Mammalia; Chiroptera; Hipposideridae
Gene: IL18BP
Product: interleukin 18 binding protein
Exons: 6
Coding region: 1144-1785 (213 amino acids)
Biological process (GO): T-helper 1 type immune response
Molecular function (GO): interleukin-18 binding
Source: RefSeq, a predicted model, not a curated record